AUGAAAAUUUCAGUAUUCCUCUAUCUCUGUACUUUGUACUCCGUUGCUUCUGCCGGUACAAUGAAGCCAUUUUGGGCUUAUUUACCAGUUAAUAACACUCAAAAGUCGUUCACUGGUAUCUCUUCUACAAUUAAUAUGCAUUAUGGUAACACUACUGGUUUAUUUAUGGCUACUCUGACCGAAUUUCAAAAUUCCAAAGUUGCUUAUUUUGGAUUCCAACCACGCCCUGGUCCAAAGGGUAGAGUUUCUUAUAGUGUUUUCGGAGAAGGUACCUAUACUAGUCACCACCUCUGCUAUCCAGGUGCCGAUGCCGGUCCUGGUGUUACCUGUCAACUGGACUUUGAAUGGGUCCCUGGAAGAAACUACACACUCUCUAGUAAUUUAGUUGAAACUCUUGACAAUAAAUCCACUGUUUGGCAGGGAUGGUGUCGUGAUGAUGUUACUGGCGAAAGGACAGACAUUGGUCGUUAUACUGUUGACGCAUCGUUUGGAUUAAUUAAAAAUUAUGCAGCCCAAUGGCUUGAACAAUACUUACCACCAAAUAAGGAAUACCAUCAACCAUUAUUUUGCACUCCUGAGGCCGGAUAUUCUACUUGGGUUCCUACUUUUUAUAAUAAUGGGAAAGAGUAUGAUGUUUGGGCUUAUUAUUAUGGUGCACCAUCGUCAGACCCUAAAAACCUUGACUAUUGUGAGAAACAACAAGGUAGAUCAGGUACAAAUGUCACUUUUAUUCCAGGUGAAAGAGGGUACACUAUUCAAGAAGGUCUCUUCUCUCAUUUAUACCAUUAA
[Candida] anglica is the source of this 789-nucleotide messenger RNA. Lineage: Eukaryota; Fungi; Ascomycota; Pichiomycetes; Serinales; Debaryomycetaceae. The record is from the annotation of a GenBank genome assembly.